CGGCGGGAAUGUUUAUGCAUGUUUUCAACUUAAAAGGGGGUGCUGCGUGCCGGGAAAGGCUGAAACCUCAAGAUGUGGAACUCUGCCACCACAUUGUCUGCCGCUGGCUGCCGUCUUGGAAAACUUGUGUAAUCAUGCCUUAAUAUCCUUCCUGGGCUGCCCGGCCUCUGAAUGGAAGGGAACUUCCUACCGAGCGCUCCUUGAUGCAGGGGCUUCCACCGGACCGCACCUCGCCUGAUUUGACACGAUGGAGCUAACGGGCUUUGUCAUCCUGUGCGUUCUGAUGCACGCGCCGCAGCAUGCGAUGUCACAGGAGAACGUCACCUUUCCAGAGGAACCGGACCGUGGAGUCCUGGACCCCGACCUGAUGGACGUGAAGCCCCCCCUGGUGGUCUCCGCCCCCCUGGUGAGCGAGCCGGUCGACCUCUCCACCCCCAGCGAGGCCACCAACCUGCGCUGGGUCACGGCCUACCAGCAGACCAAAGGCAACGCCGGCAACGCACUACCGCCCGACGUGGUGUGCGUGCACAACAACUACACGUCGCGGCAGGAGUGCGUGUGUCGGCCGCGUGGCGUGUGCGCGCUGGGCUUCAUGACGCCGGCCAGGGGCUUCUACUGCUACUACUCGCUCCGCGGCCACCAGCUGCUCACCGCGGACUUCCAGCUGCUGCAGAACAGGCGCAACUUCGAGCGGCUGGAGUGGCGGGCGGCAGAGAACGGCAGCGUGCCGGAGCACGGGAUCAAGCAUUGCCGGCACAACUACGUGGGCCGGAACCGGUACGGGCUCGGCAACGUGCACGCAGAGAUGGGCGUCCUGUACCUGCCCUGGGAGGGCCGCGAGUACUGGUACCGGGACUACGAGGUGCUGACGGUGAACCGCGACAAGUACCACCUGCAGGUGUUCAAGAUGUCCUAUGACACCAAGAAGAUGAACGUGAGCACCUUACCUGAGGUGGAGCUGAUGGAGUCCAAGUGCAUGCCCAACCUCAACAGGACCAGCGAGCUCAUCACCGAGGUCUACAUGCAGACCAAACAUGAGAAGCUGAACCAAUGGGAGCCCACCCUCAUCAUGCCGCACAUGCUCAGUAUAAACUUCUCCGUCAAAGUUCCGGAAGUGGUGCUGGGUAAGGAUGUGUCCGCGAGCCCCAACACGCCAUCAGACCUGACAGAGUGGAGCGGGCUGAAGCUGCGGCAGAACGUCUCCCUGACGACGCACCACAGCGCGGCCAUCACGCCAGGACACUGUUGCCGGGUGACCAUGCUGGGACGCAAGAUGGAAGUGGCCAUGCCCUUCUGGGCACAGGUGAGGAAGGUGUACCUGAGCGGUGCCACGCACGCCGCCUCCAUCGUGGGCACCUACCGGAGCACGGAGAUGGGGGGCAUCAAGGGGGAGCCGGGCCGCUGUGACCCACUGGAAGAGGAGAAGAAGGAGGAGGAGAAGAAGGAGGUGCCGGCGGAACGCACCAAGCCCCUUGAGGCCACCAAGCCUCCACAGAAUCCGGGCGGAGGAACCAGUGCUGUGUUUCCUGGGCUGAGCUUCUAUGCCAGCCUGGCACUAUGUCUGGCAGUGGUUGGUGUUGUUGUGUAAUAAUGGGUUUGGUGGGGGGCUGGAUGGUGGCGGGGAUUAGUUUGUAUAGUAUUAUUGAGCUUCCACUGAUGCGUCUUGUACAGAGUACAUUUUGAAGUGUUAAUUCAAUGCUCAGAGUAAGACCCCAUACACAAUAUAGAGAGUGUUAAUUAUGACUAUUAAUUUAACAAUAAGAUAGUUUGACACUCUGUCGUCUAUAGAGUAUAUAUGGAGAAUACUGUAUAUACUGAAUGCAUGGACGGAUUACUGCACGCGCCUACCGGGCCCGGUCCCAGGGGCCCAAGAGCCAAGGGGGCCCUGAAGCACCUCUGUAUUUUCAUUCGAAUAAUGCAUUAGAGUCUCUAAAACAUUCAACAUGUUUUUGUAAACUAGCAACACCCAUUGAGGGGGGCCUUUCUUGUUGUCUGGCCCAGGGGCCCGUGGUCAUAAUCCGUCCCUGACUGUAUGGAGUAUUAUUGUCUAUGGUCCUACUCUGUAUGAGUUGAAUUAACACUGCAGCAAUUUACUGUGUACCUCUAAAUGUCUUCCACUAAGCUAAGCAUUCUGGGGCUCUGUAUGUUGAUGGGUGUUGCUUUGCUUGGCAAAUGGUUUUGCUUUUGCAUUGCUGUGGGUGGGACUGGUGGACAUGGGCUGAAUGAGAAUUUCUAAGCAGUAAAAAAAUCAAAAGUUGAUUCAACACUAUUUUGAGAAUUAUAUGGUGCCCUUUGGUUGUAGUGUUGUAUUCAACUCAUUCAGUGUUGAAUUGACAUUGUGACUCCAUGUAUGCAGUGUUAAAUUCAACUUCAAUCUCAAAGAGACUCAGAGAUAUGAAAUAAUAUUUAAUCAAUUGGGACCAUAUCAUCUCAGAACAGUACUAAAUGAGCUCUGCAUUCUGCUUUCACUGUUACACUCUGUUUUGCCCCAUGCCUCAAUUAUUUCAGCUUGCUAAUUUCAGCCUAACACACUCAAUUACAGAUGCACACACAGUUUAAUUUCUCUCUCUCUAUCUCUCUCUUUCUCUCUUACACACACACACACACACACACACACACACACACACACACACACACACACACACACACACACACACACACACACACACACACACACACCUGCACAGUCACACACAUACGUAUGUAGAAAUUGCACUUGUAGAAUUGCUGAUAUGGCACACAGUGUCAAUAUUUAAAUAGAGGUUUUACUGUUUUAUCUCUUGUUACUGUAAGUGUCAAUGCUGGAGCUAAAGACACUUUUGUUUACCUGCUGAGUGCACACAUUUAUUGUUUGCUCUUUUUUACACAGAGAUGAGGAACUAUUGUACAUAAUGUAAUGUAUUGUUUGCAUGGUUUUGCUGCUGCCUAGGCUUUCUUUUAUAUAUUUUUUACACUUUGUUUUGCACAAAGAAAAGGACGUCGUAAAUAUUGAUGUUUUUUUUAAUGUCAAGACUUUACUGUCUAGAGAUUAGAGACUUCCUGAUUCCUCUUCAUCGUCUUCUACUCUUCCUCUCUGUUAUGGCGUUUACAUCCUGUCACUUUAACCCUCUGGUUGUGUUACGGUCAAAAAUGACCGUUUUGAAACUUCAUUCUUAAAUAACUUCUCUAUUUUUCAUCAUACAGAAAUGGCACUUCAUGAUAUCCUCCAGCUAACCUAUUCAAAUGGUCAACAUGAAAUAUAAUGAAAUUCCUAAAGAAUUGUGGAAGAUACACCAACUUGUUACAUUCAUGGUGUUUCGGUCAAAAAUGACCGGAUCAUUAAUUUACAUCUCCCAAAGUUAUAUACAGUUAUAUUACAUUAACUUUACUCUCAUAUUCUUUUUUGUUAGGCUUUUCAGAAUACAACCAUAUGUGCCACAUUAGUAUAGAUGUUUACAGUUAGUUGAAAUACUUGAAAAAUAACAUUUAAAUCACAUUGGAAAUGUUUCAAAAGGAUGUCUAAAAGGUAUUAAUCACAAAAUAUGCGAAUCAGAUUUUUAAUCAAUGUAUUAUUACCUUUUUUUGUGUAGGCGGUCAAUUUUGACCGUUAACACCAUGAACGUAACCCAGUUUCUAACACAACCAGAGGGAUAAAAAAUAUACUUAAGGUUUGAUGUUCCUCGAAGAACCCUGUGGGGGGAACUCCUACAAGUUCUCUGGUGAACCUUUAGGUGUAUAGAGGAACUCCAAGGUUUUCUGAGAGAUUCCUCAAAAGACAACAUUUUAAAGUGCAGUGUCCCUCUCUCAGUCUCUGACCAAUCUCCACUACUGCGCCUUCAGUUUCUUUCAUUUGUUUAUACUCAUUUUCUGGUGAUUGUCACACAAUUCUGAAAACCUCUCACCUCUCACUCCAUUUGCCAAACCCAUGAACCAAUGCCACUGAACGUCAAACACAAUUCCUUCUUUACACUAAAAUUUCAGUUCUAAAACACACUUUUUCAAAACUCGAAACUUCACCCACAAUUAUCUGGAUUUGACACAAUUUUCAUUUAAAAGCCUGGGUUUUCACAUGGAAUACACUGUCAUUCAAAAUGUUUAAAUCAAUUGCCAUACAAUGUGUAUACCUGUUAACCUGUGUGAGGGGUUUUCCCGAAAUUGUGUGUAAACAAUCGAGAAAAACUGCAAGUUCAUUUGGUAACCUGUCUGUGACGACACGGGUAUGAGACUUUGUUUGGACUGCACUGGAAAACAGAUACACAAGUUAAAAAACAAACUGUAUUUCCUCUGCUGUAUGUUAAGGACUAUCUGUCCUCUGAAGAAAUACAGUACAAUAUUGGCCUGGCAAUAUUGGCCUGUUGGUUUGAAUUUUAUUUGUCUGUAAAUUGCGUUAGUCGUAUAAAAGGACUUCAGGUCUAGUGUGUAUAAAGAGUCACUUUGACUACUGGUGCGGGUGGAAAAUGAUGAACAUAAUUUGUUUUGAAAUCUUAUAGAUGGUCCAACAAUGAAGUUUACAAUCAUUUACUUGUGUACCCCCUCUCUUUUCCUGCAAUUGUUCUUUAAGGCUCAGUAAUUUGGCAACCAUACUGUGUUUAUGUUGUAUGUGUAACGUUACUGUCUUUAAAGCGCAAUUGUUCCUACAUGAGUAUAUUGAUUAAGAUGCCAUCGCAAUUCUACAAUCAUCAUCUGAGGUGACAAUG
Messenger RNA from Engraulis encrasicolus (European anchovy), 4676 nucleotides. Its product is annotated as natterin-3-like. The record is from RefSeq and is a predicted model, not a curated record. NCBI's taxonomy places the organism in Eukaryota, Metazoa, Chordata, Actinopteri, Clupeiformes, Engraulidae. Bases 248 to 1588 code for a protein of 446 amino acids. The transcript has 6 exons.